AUGUCCAAAUUAGCCGACAUCCGGAAGACAGUUAUGGAUGAUGUAUUUGAGGUGGAAACAGCUUUGAAAUCGGUCUCAGAAACUGCUCAAUUGGAUGAAGUUCUCCUGAAUUCCUACCUCCAAAGCCUUAAGGCAGCGCGAACGAAAUUUGAGGAGGUGCAGGAAACAAUCAUUGAAAGCCAAUCCGCGGAGUCUCGAAAGCAGCGAGAAACAGAGUUUCUAGAUAAUUUUCUCAAGCGCUGUAAGGAGCUUGAGGUGAAGAUUUGGACUCUCAUCGAACGUUCUAAGACAUCACACCACGUUGAUGUCGAGGAAGCUGGAGGCUUCAGUGGCGCGGCUGACAAGCCACAAGGUGAUGAAGGAAAACAUCUCAAGGAGUGGAUGCUUGAACUCAUGGGGCAAAUGGAAAAGAAGCACCGUGAGGAUCUCCUCAAGCAGGAAAAGAGAUAUCAUCAGCAAUUGACGGAGUUGCGAGCCAAUCUCAAGGAGCAUUCUCAGGCUUCUACACAGAGUUUUACUCCCGGUCCUGAUUUUGCUGAAAUUUUCAAGGCUACCACUGACCGUCAAAUUCAAUUGCUGGAAAGGUUAAGCAACAGCAAAUCCAAUUCCAGGCUUCCCCCUCUUGAUAUUCCCAAGUUUUCGGGACAAUUUUCAAAAUGGAUUUCCUUCAGGGAUCGAUUUGUGAGCACUGUUAUCAACGAGUCCUCGCUCUCAAAUGUACAGAAGUUGCACUACCUGAAAGGAGCUCUCACAGGGGAGGCAGCAAGUGUCUUGGAAAAUUUAGAAGUCACAGAGGACAAUUUUGAGGCUGCUUGGGAUUUAUUGAACACACGUUUCAACAAGAGAAAGAAUAUUAUAAUGGAGUAUGUGAAAAAUUUUCACAGUGUAUCUCCCGUCUCAACCGCCACUAAUUCAAAUGUGCGGAAGCUUGUCAACGAUGUUGUGGGAGUUAUUCAGGCACUUGAUACCAUGAAGGAGAGUUCCCGUGAUCCCUGGCUCAUCUAUGUUGUGCUGGGAAAGCUGGAUCACGAAUCCAAGUCACUGUGGGCUCGUGAAUGCGGCAAUAAAGUACCAACCUGGAACGAGUUUGUGGAAUUUCUGUACAAUCGCUGCGAUGAAUUGGAUUCCUGUCCCCCAACGGCCAAGAAUAUUACCAGCGGUGGUUCUACAUCACGCGUAAAUUCCUCCAAAACUUCCACACAUUCCCACAAGAACUCUACCUCAUCUCUCGUCGCUGCAAGUGAGAAUUCUUGCAAGUGUUGCUCUUCGGGCUCGCACCCUCUCUAUGAGUGCCCCAAGUUUUUGUCGCAAUCUUCGGAUGAGAGAUAUUCUUUCGUGAGGAAAUCUAACCUCUGCCGAAACUGUUUAGUUUCAAAGCAUUUUACCAACAAUUGCAAUUAUCGUCGAUGUCGCUUGUGUGAUGCAAAGCACAACGUUCUACUUCACGAACGCUUUAUCGCAGCUGCUUCCGGUUCGGCUACUCCAGCCUCCAGUGUUCCUGCCACCCCUCCAGCGCCAUCCACAGCUGACAAUCCGACAUCUUUUCCUACUACAUCAACUGGCCAAGUCGUUCAACAUCACCCCACUCCUGGGUCUUCGUCAAAUCGGGUUGUUCUGUCGACUUUUCCUUGUCGCACAUCGCCGACAAAUUCCAUGGUCUUCCUGGCAACCGCUAUUGUUGAGGUGUUGGACGCUGAUGGCAAGCGGAUUAAAUGCCGCGCAGUUCUGGACAGUGGAUCCCAAACAUGUCUCAUUUCCACUGCCCUCUCAGAUUCCCUGAGGCUUAAGAAACAUCCAGUCAGUGUUUCACUCACUGGUGUUGGUGGUGUCCAAUCAAAUAUUCGCCACCAAACCGAUGUCAUUUUAUUCUCCACAACGACCUCUGAGAAUUUCAAUUUGGCGUGCUUAGUCGUACCUCGAGUCACUCGAAAUCUUCCCAGCUGGAAUGUCAAUCCUGAUGAAGUGAAUAUUCCACCAGGCACCAUGCUAGCAGACCCUCAGUGGUUUGAAAGCCGUCCAAUCGAUAUCCUGAUUGGUGGAACUCAUUAUUGGGAAAUGGUGAAGGACAACACACUUCGUUUGGGUGAAGGAAAGCCACUCCUGAAGGAAACUUCAUUUGGAUUUGUGGUUGUUGGACAAUGGACCACCCAGCAGGAGGAGAAUUCUGCUGUCUGCAACAUCUCAACUUUGGCUUCCCUCAACAAAACAUUGCGUCAAUUCUGGGAGCUUGAAGAGGUUCCUGAGGAACCUACCGCAUCUCUUGAGCAAGAAGCAGCAGAAAAACACUUCGAAACAACCCAUACCAGGGCCUCAGAUGGACGUUUCGUGGUGAAGUUACCCUUCAGAUCCAAUUCUCAGGAUUUGGGGGACUCCAGGUCAAAGGCACUCCGCCAAUACAUGUCUUUGGAGCGGAAAUUCCAUUCCAAUCCAGAAUUUCACCGUCUUUACACUAGUGUCAUGGACGACUACAUUCAGCGUAAAUGGCUCGAGACAGUCCCUCCAGACGCUGUCCAGGACUACUCGUACUACAUGGCUCAUCAUGGAGUGUUGAAAGAUUCAGCCACAACUCAGUUGAGAGUCGUGUACAACGCAAGUGGAAAGACAAGUACUGGACUUAGCCUCAACGACACUCUCAUGGUGGGUCCAGUUGUACAGCCUGACCUGUACACAAUAUUAAUUCGUUUCCGUCGUCAUCCGUUUGCCAUCACCACAGAUAUUUCCAAGAUGUACCCUCAGCUGAUACUACAUCAUCCUCACUCUGACUUCCAGAGACUUCUGUGGCGAAAAACUCCAGAGGAUCCUAUCACGGAUUAUCGGAUGACGCGGGUCUGUUUCGGCGUGGCAAGUUCUCCAUUCCUUGCCACAAAGGCAAUCACUAUGCUGGGAGAAGAGCAUAAGCAGACUCAUCCAUUGGCAUCCCAAGCUCUACUCAACUCCUUUUAUGUCGAUGAUGGCAUCAUUUCGGUGGAGACUUGUGAUCAAGCCAAGGCUACUUGUACCCAAUUGAUAGAAGUUCUUGCAAGUGGUGGUUUCACUUUGGGAAAGUGGAACUCAAAUUACCCAGGAGUGCUCCCGGAUAAUUGCCGCCCAACUCAGCAAGGCGUCGAUGUAGCGACUACUUCCACCAAGACUUUGGGAAUCAAGUGGGACACCAAGGAUGAUGUUUUCUUCUUCACAGUCGCUCAAGAGGGUGAGGUAAAUACCAAACGUCAAGUAGCCUCAUUCAUCGCUAAAAUUUUCGAUCCCCUGGGACUAAUCGCGCCUGUCGUUAUCAACGCAAAGCUUCUUCUUCAAGGACUUCAUCAGUUGAAAGGCGGAUGGGAUGUCGAAGUUCCACCAGAAUUUCAAGCUAGUUGGGAUCGCUUCCUCCAUUCAUUGGACAAUAUCGAAUCAAUUCGAGUUCCCAGAUGGGCUUCCGGAAUCGCUCAGGCAAAGGAAGUCCAAAUCCACGGUUUUUGCGAUGCUAGUCUUCGUGCCUUUGGUGCUGCGGUGUAUCUCAUCACAAAAAAUGAUGGUGAAACGACUUCCCACCUACUCACAGCAAAGUCGAGAGUGGCACCAGGGGAGGACAAAAGCCAAACCAUACCGCGUUUGGAACUCUGCGGAGCACUCUUGCUAGCGGAACUUGUGGACAAAAUUAAAGACAUUCUGGGCAUUACAGCAGUAUACUUAUGGACUGACAGUACGGUCGUUCUUUCCUGGCUCUACAACCGUGCAUUAGAGUUCAAACCUUUCGUCUCCCAUAGAGUGAACAAAAUCCUACGCUUGUCGUCUUCUAACCAAUGGAGGCACGUUAGGACAGCGGAAAAUCCUGCGGAUUUGAUCACCAGGGGAGCCACCACUCUUCAGAUAUCAGAAUCGCAACUGUGGUGGAAUGGGCCAUCAUGGCUCACUGCAGACUCCAAGGAUUGGCCGCCCCAAUUCAUCUACUCGAACGCUGUUUUGACUUCUCAAGUCACGAAAAACAUGAACGCCCGAAGUUACUUAGAAGAUUUGGUUCAUGUUCACUCAUCGUUAUUGAAGUGUCAGAGGAUCGUGGCCUACGUCUGCAGAUUCCGUAAGGCUUGCGGCAAAAGAGUUCCGGUGGAACGGGGGCCAAUUUCUUCAUCUGAGUUGGAUAACGCAUUGAAGCACUUAAUCCGUCUCGAACAGUCUUCUGCCUCUGAUGGACUGGCGGAUGCCAUUCGUAAAGGAACUGUUGGAUCAUCCUCCAAGUGGAAACAUGUCUCCAUUUUGUUUCCGUUCAUCGAUGACAGCGGACUUAUCCGAGUAGGCGGCCGCUUACAAAAUUCUCAAGAGUGUUUCGACGCUAAGCAUCCUGUUCUGUUGCCCCGAGGAAGAUUGGCAGAACUCAUAGCCAUUCACGAACACCGAAAACUGCUGCAUGCUGGCCCACUCACUCUUCUUGCCAAUCUUCGGCAGAAAUUUUGGCCUAUCGCUGGACGUUCUCUAGUGAAACGAGUGUACAGAAGCUGUGUUACCUGUACACGAGCUCGUCCGCGACCUGAAUCUCAACUCAUGGGAAAUCUUCCGGCAUCUAGGGUGACAUUCCAAAGGCCAUUCUGCUUCACUGGCAUCGACUAUGCGGGACCAAUUCCAAUCCGCACUUCUCAAAAUCGAAAUGCUGCGAAGAGAAAUGCUUAUCUGGCCAUCUUCAUUUGCAUGACCACUCGCGCCAUACAUAUUGAAGUGGUCAGUGCUCUCUCUACAGAAGCCUUUAUGGCUGCUCUCAAGCGCUUCGCAGCCCGUCGAGGAACCCCGAAGGUCAUUCAUUCUGAUUGUGGACGUAACUUCGUGGGUGCCAGCCGCGAACUCAAGGAUCUCAUGAGUUCACCAGCGUUCCAAGAGGAAUUGGCUUCUCACAAUCAACACCAUCAAAUCGAAUGGAAGUUCAACCCUCCUUUGGCUCCCCACCAAGGCGGAUUGUGGGAAGCUGGAGUGCGCUCCAUCAAGUACCAUCUUAAGCGCACUGUCGGAACAACUGCUCUCACCUUUGAGGAGCUCACCACUGUCCUUACUCAAGUGGAGGCGGUGUUGAACAGCCGCCCCAUCGGCCUGGCCUCGGACAACCCGAAUGAACAGGAAAUCCUCACGCCUGGACAUUUCCUUGUGGGAUCCAACAUCACUUCACCUCCUGAUCCUGAUCUCACCGAGCUCAAUGACAAUCAGCUCACUCGUUGGCGUUUGUGUCAGCAACGCUUCCAGCACUUCGCCAAUCGCUGGAGACGCGAUUACCUCAACACUCUACAGCAACGGUCGAAGUGGAAGGUGCCGCAGAAAAACCUACAAAUAGGCCAAGUAGUGCUGACUCUGGACUCCACGUCUUUCGGAGAGAAAUGGAUUUUAGGAAUAGUGGAAGAUCUCCACCCGGGCAUUGAUGGACGAGUAAGGGUCGUGACUAUCAGAACUCCCAAGGGACUUUAUCGACGAUCAGUGAAUAAGUUAGCCCGUUUAUUCACUGAGGAUGCUUCUGAACCAUCUGGUUCCAAUGGUUCAGCCAGGGGAGCUUAUGUUCAAAAUUCAAAUAGAAACAUUUGA
This is a messenger RNA of Phlebotomus papatasi, 5538 nucleotides long. RefSeq lists its product as uncharacterized. The transcript has a single exon. Bases 1 to 5538 code for a protein of 1845 amino acids. Lineage: Eukaryota; Metazoa; Arthropoda; Insecta; Diptera; Psychodidae. Gene Ontology annotation, biological process: DNA integration. Gene Ontology annotation, molecular function: nucleic acid binding. The record is from RefSeq and is a predicted model, not a curated record.